Triticum turgidum subsp. durum (durum wheat) is the source of this 1293-nucleotide messenger RNA. Lineage: Eukaryota; Viridiplantae; Streptophyta; Magnoliopsida; Poales; Poaceae. The record is from the annotation of a GenBank genome assembly.
AUGGAGGCGCGGCGGCGGACGUUGCUGGUGGCGCUGGCGGUGCUGGCCCUGGCGGCGGCGGCGGCGGAGGGGUACAACAUCACCAAGAUCCUGGCCGAGUACCCGGAGUACUCGCAGUUCAACAAGCUGCUGACGCAGACGCGGCUGGCGCAGGACAUCAACAAGCGCCGCACCAUCACCGUGCUCGUCGUGGCCAACGGCGACAUGGGCGGCCUCGCCGGCGGGGGCCGCACGCUGCAGACCAUCCGCCACAUGCUCCAGAUUCACGUCCUCGUCGACUACUACGGCGGCAAGAAGCUCCACCAGCUCGCCCACGGCGUCACCGCAUGCUCCACCAUGUUCCAGGAGUCCGGCGCGGCCCCCGGCAUGUCCGGGUACGUGAACAUCACGCAGCACCGGGGCGGCAAAGUGACGUUCACGGCGGAGGACGCGGAGGACAGCGCGCCCUCCUCCGCCUUCGUCAAGUCCGUCAAGGAGAUCCCCUACGACCUGGCGGUGCUCCAGAUCAGCAAGGUGCUGGCCUCACCGGAGGCCGAGGCGCCCGUGGCGGCGCCGGCGCCCGUCAACAUCACCGAGCUGCUCUCCAAGAAGUACUGCAAGAGCUUCGCCGGCCUGCUGGCCGCCGACGCCGACGCCUACAGCACCAUCAACGCCACCAAGGACAACGGGCUCACCCUCUUCUGCCCCGUCGACUCCGCCGUCGCCUCCUUCAUGCCCAAGUACAAGAACCUGACGGCCAAGGGCCGGACGGCCAUCCUGCUCUACCACGCCGUGCCGGACUACUACUCGCUGCAGCUGCUCACCUCCAACAGCGGCAAGGUCAGCACGCUCGCCACCUCCAACGUCGCCAAGAAGGACUACAGCUUCGACGUCGAGAAGGACGGCGAGACCGCCGAGCUGGACACCAAGGUGAACUCGGCCUCGGUCACCUACACCAUCAAGGACGACGACCCGCUCGCCGUCUACGCCAUCUCCAAGUUCCUGCAGCCCAAGGAGCUGUACAAGAUCGCCAAGGACAUCGCCCCCGCGCCGGCGCCCGAGGCCCCCAAGAAGAAGAAGACCACCAAGAAGAAGCCCUCCGCGGCCGCCUCGCCCUCGGACGACGACGACGACGAUGACUCCGCCGCGGACUCGCCCGACGACUCCUCAUCCGACGACGCCACCGCUGACAAGGACGGCGCCGCGCCGUCCGCGGUGGCCGGUGGCUCUGAAGAUGAAAUAAGAUUUUUCUCGUCUAUUUCAGUGGUGCUUCUAACGUCAUCAGAGGGUCUGCGAAAGUUUGUCUUCGGCUAA